AAAUCUAGCCAAGUUGGAAGAAAAGUCAAAAUUUGUAGUUUAGUUGCAACAUGUGCCCACAUUUAUCAAUAGAUUAUUAUACCAGUGGGAUAAACUGUAUCCGGCUGACUAUGAAGAAAAUUCUAACGAUACCACAAAUGAUUCAAACAAACAUAACAUCAUGGUCUUUCAAGUUUACAGAGAGAAGAGGCAAGUCAGGAAGGAGUCUACCCAAAAUUUUGAAAUUAGACUUCUAACGACUCAUUAUUUUAAACCCUAAAUAUGGCUAGAGAUGGAUCAAUACGUUCGAUGGGAGGAUAAUAUAGACAGACCAGGUGUUGGGUUUUUCAAGUAUUGUAUUUUAGAUGCCUUUUGAGGUAUAGAAAAUAAAAUUUACUGGGUUUGAAGAGCUUAUAUUUGUCAAAAAGGAUAUGUUUAGAUGAGACAGAUCUAAAUUGUUACUCUCAUUUACAAGGGUGCUAAAAUAUACUUCUUUAUAGUUCUGUUUUGCAUACUAAUUUAAAUAGAUGUAAUGCCCGAAAUAAGAGAUUGAAGAAGUGAGCGAGAUGUAGAUAGGAAGUAUAGGAGUUUGAUGUUAGUGGGGAAUGUUUUAUUACGUUUUGUUAGUGUAAGACUAGAAACAGGAAUUAACAAGAUGAAUACCCUAAUGGUGAAUAUUAUUUAAACUGCUUCAACCUUU
This is a messenger RNA of Moneuplotes crassus, 679 nucleotides long. The record is from the annotation of a GenBank genome assembly. Lineage: Eukaryota; Ciliophora; Spirotrichea; Euplotida; Euplotidae.